Loa loa (African eye worm) is the source of this 339-nucleotide messenger RNA. RefSeq lists its product as hypothetical. The transcript is spliced from 3 exons. Lineage: Eukaryota; Metazoa; Nematoda; Chromadorea; Rhabditida; Onchocercidae. The record is from RefSeq and is a predicted model, not a curated record. Bases 1 to 339 code for a protein of 112 amino acids.
AUGACUUUUCAUUUUUUUCCGAGUAAUGCACUGUUUUUUCAUACUGAAAAUAAUACGGAAGCCUGUGAAACAAACGAAAAAGCUGGAAUGGUACUUAGUGUUUUUGACACAAGUUAUCUUCUCCAAUAUACAACUCCAUUACCAAUGUGCACUCGAAAAUUAUCCUUUCCAUAUAUCGGAAAUCUUACUGAUGGCUCAUAUUCAUCAGUGCAUAAACGUCAGACUCCAGAAAUAAUUACCAUUAUCAAAAGGAUAAGCAGUCGUCUCAUAAUAGAGCAGGCAAUUGGUUAUAAAUUCAUAGAUCGUCUGGUGAUCUUGAUGUGGUGGAGGGAAGAAUAA